Aspergillus welwitschiae is the source of this 403-nucleotide messenger RNA. RefSeq lists its product as uncharacterized. The transcript is spliced from 2 exons. NCBI's taxonomy places the organism in Eukaryota, Fungi, Ascomycota, Eurotiomycetes, Eurotiales, Aspergillaceae. The coding region runs from base 58 to 387 and encodes 109 amino acids. The record is from RefSeq and is a predicted model, not a curated record.
CAUCAAGGGAUAUCCGCCGGUGGCUAUCAUUCUCAGCCAGUGAUUGGAACCUGACGAAUGGUAUGGAUUCCUGUUCCUGUGACGCUUUUCCCACACUUUAUUUGCGCCCUUCCUUGGCUUGUAAGGUUUAAAAACCCUGAGUCUACCUAUACAUUCUCCAGUCAAACCCCCCGAUUACUAUCACCUAUCCUGCACCUGGUGAAUUGGGAUAUAUCUAGUGCUGUGGACCGUAUACGUGGUUCUAGAAAAGUGUUGAAAAUUGUUGGGAGAAGCUCCAUUGCAAUAACUCGCCAUAAUCUACACUUGGUCUGCUCGUGGGGAAAUGUCGGUGACCAUGCUGAGGGGGUUGGGCAUCAACGAGUAACUUUUGGAGACUACCGUCAAUAGGGAAAUUCGGGUUGCC